This is a messenger RNA of Microthlaspi erraticum, 459 nucleotides long. Lineage: Eukaryota; Viridiplantae; Streptophyta; Magnoliopsida; Brassicales; Brassicaceae. The record is from the annotation of a GenBank genome assembly.
AUGUAUGUAUUAUUGGAGCUCGAGCUGUGGUCGUUUGGUUACAAUAUGGACAAGGCAUGGGUUUGGCUUCCAAGGGCUAGCCUUGAGUAUGUCCAAGGAGCAACCGAUUUUGUUAGUCUAUCAACAAGAAGAUUGGGUAAUCCAGCCGAGAUGUUUUGUCCUUGCGAUCAAUGUCGCAAUGUUUGCUAUCAGCUGAGAGACACAAUAGUGGAGCAUCUAGUGAUUAAUGGUAUGGAUCAUAAAUAUAAGAGGAGCUCUUGUUGGACCAAGCAUGGAGAUAUAAGGAAUGAUAGCUCAGAAAAUGUUCCCAUAUCAGAAAGAGAGGCUUAUGAGCUGCUUAGGACUGCUUUUUUCUGUGGUGAAGGGAAUCCACAGUCAGCGAAUGAUAGUGGAGGUGAAUACAAAGACAGUGACACCAUAGAGGAAACUGCGUUUAGAAAGAAACUGAAGGAUGCAUAG